Trypanosoma rangeli is the source of this 747-nucleotide messenger RNA. RefSeq names its product eukaryotic translation initiation factor 6 (eIF-6). Gene Ontology annotation, cellular component: cytosol; preribosome, large subunit precursor; nucleolus. The coding region runs from base 1 to 747 and encodes 248 amino acids. Gene Ontology annotation, biological process: ribosomal subunit export from nucleus; cytosolic ribosome assembly; assembly of large subunit precursor of preribosome. The record is from RefSeq and is a predicted model, not a curated record. Lineage: Eukaryota; Euglenozoa; Kinetoplastea; Trypanosomatida; Trypanosomatidae. The transcript has a single exon. Gene Ontology annotation, molecular function: ribosomal large subunit binding.
AUGACUCUGCGUACACGUUUUGAGAGCUCUGACGACGUUGGCGUGUUUGCCCGCUUGACGAACGCCUACUGUCUUGUAACUGCCGGUGCGUCACAGAAUUUCUACUCCGUCUUUGAGCAGGAGCUGGCGAACCACAUCCCAGUGGUGUAUACUUCCAUUGGUGGAUCCCGCGUGGUCGGACGCCUCUCAUGCGGCAAUCGCCAUGGACUUGUGGUGCCCUCGAUCACCACCGACCAGGAGCUGCAGCACCUGCGCAACUCUCUCCCGGAUUCGGUGAAAGUUCAGCGCGUAGAGGAGCGGCUCAGUGCACUUGGCAAUUGUGUUGUAUGCAACGACCACGUGGCUCUGAUUCACACAGACCUGAGUAGGGAGACGGAGGGAAUUUUGCGUGACACUCUACAGGUACAGACAUUUCGCACCUCCAUCGCUGAAAACGCUCUAGUCGGCAGCUACGCCGUGGUCAACAACAAGGGUUGCAUGGUGCACCCCAAGACCCCGGCACAGGAUAUGGAUGAGAUUGCGUCCCUUCUGCAGGUCCCUGUAGUGGCCGGUACAAUCAAUCGGGGCAAUGCUGCCAUUGGCUCCGGACUUGUGGUGAACGAUUGGGCGGCGUUCUGCGGAUUGAACACAACGGCCACAGAAAUUACUGUGGUUGAGCGCAUUUUCCAGCUUCGUAGGGAUCUUGGUGGGGAUGAGCCAAACUUGUUGCAGCAGUUGCGCGACACCCUGGUCGAUGAGUUGGCGUAG